GAAUUCAGACCCAAGCAUAGCAUUUACAGUUUAUGUAGACCACAGGGAAUGUUUUAAAAUGCAUAAUUCCAUUUAAAAAAAGAGCAAAAUAUCACUCCUUUAAAUGACGUUUCACAUUGAACAUUUAUGACUCAAAAGCUCAGAUGUUUACAGUCCAGUUAAUCUGCUAUUUUAGUUGUAGUCUGUCAGCAUAUUUGAAAGACAUGUCAACUGCUGACACGUCCCUAUUUGAAAUUGUGUGUCUGCAAAUGCAUGCCUAAUUCUUAUCUAAUUUUGUUUUCAGCUCUCAGAUAAGAAACUGGUUUCAGAGCUGCUGGGUCUAGAACAAAGAACUGCUUACUUUAGGGGCUGGGAACAGGAUACAUUAAUAAUACUUGUAUAGCAAAUAACAAAAGUUUUACAUGAAAAAAUACUUAAAAAAAAAAAAAUAAAAAAAAAAACGUUUCCAAAAGUACUCAGCUCUUUUCACGUUGGCAAACCUCAAAUCAAUUCAGUACAAAUUAGAGUUGAACACUGGGAUUCUGGGAACUUCACUUGUAUCGUAGCAUUUAUAUUCAAUGUUAUUCAUAUUUUUAUCCGCCUAGUUCUUUGUCAAUACUCUCACUAUCUGUUCACUACAGAUGCAAAACAUGUCACUGAACACACAACUAUAAUGCCAGUAAACUAAAGCAUAAUCCUGACAGUGAAAUACCCUUAUAAGUGAAACAAAAUGAAGUACACAGAUGACAGUAACAGUCCUACAAGUGACCAACAGAAAGAACUGCAACUCUGAACAUAUUUGUCCACUUAUGGUAUAUGAUGCCACUAAAACCAUACUCACCACUGUGAAUGUACUGUAACUACUUUCUUUAUAGAUAUGACAUUUAACACUAAAUGAUUUACUUUCCUCCUCUUUUUCAUUAUUCACCCAUGCACAGUUCAGUUGGGAUCAGUUUACUAUUGAAAUAAUUAGUGUUUUAGAAGUAUUAAUAAUUUUAUCUGACUUUUAGCUUUUAACACUUAAUCAGAUUAUAGCCUAAUGUGUACUCUGGCUAAUAUCAAAACAUAAUAUUACAUGUACAAUAUUAAAAGCAAGACUUUAGUUUUGAAAUCUGUGCUGCUUUAGAAGUUUUGUCAUUUGUAAGAGAAAUGAGAAACUUGUGGAAGAUCCCAUUUACGUGGUAUAAAAAAAAAAAAAAGCCAUGUGUAUUAUAUCCUUAAAAGCAAAUAUGUAUGUUACUCAAUGUGAGGGACAGAUUUUCACUUGUUCUACAACAGAGCAUAACUGAAACUUUACUUCCUGUUCAGUGGUUUUUUUUUUAACCCCCUACUAAAGCCUGGCAGGUUUUCAGAUUACAGACAAGUGAAAUUUGACACGCUAAACCUACAGAUUGCUCAUCCUCGUGUACAAAACCUACAUGUACUCAUUCAGGAGAGUUGAAUGUUAAGGCUCGGCCUCGUAUUGUCAAAAUUCUCUAUUGUUAGUUGACCUCUGUGUUCAGUGGAAAACAUGCUGCGGUGGAAAUGUGUGUUCAGCCUGUUGUGCAGCGGCUCUGCGCAGACGUCAGCAGCUUCUCCGCUCAGGGGCUCUGCUGGACUAAAGCCCCUCUUUUAUGAUGCUUUUUGCUGGGUCGGCGCUAACAUUCACCUCUUCGCAGAGUCCAGGGCGGUUAGCCAACGUGGUGAACGUGGUGCUUUGGAGCAUUUAUACAGUACCAUGUGUCCCUGUGGUGUGAUGAUGUUACUGUAACAGACGAGAGGAGAGAGUCAACAUUAACCAAGUUCUCAGAAAAGAAGGAGAACAUUGAUGUUUUCAUGCCAAAGACGGGACAUUGAGUGUUUCCUGGAUCAGUUUUCAGCCUGUCCACUAUGAGGGAGCAGAGCUGUUGCUUCACAGAGAGGAGGAAUAUCCAGACUGCUGCGUACAGAUUGCUGAAGGGCCUGACAAAGGCCUACUGGACUUGACAACAUCAGAAAGAGAAAAGUAAGAGAGGAGGAACCAGGAAAGCAGAUACGGAAUAAAAAAUUAAAGACUAUUGAAUACGUGAAAGAACAAGUUAUAGGAGAAGUCAAGAGCGAAAGAGAUGAAAUAACAUUCAUCUCUAGACAACCAAGCAACUCAGAGGACGGGUACUGUUACUUUUUCAGAGUUUCAGACAUCAGCAAUGUUCAUGAAUUUCCGUCGCAUCCACAAGUGCCAGUGCGUGCAGCUGCUGACUACAGGCCUGGCACUGUGUAUGCUGAUGGUCUGCUGGGAGGAGGUGGACCACCAUGUUGUGAGCCAUGUGAGGUCUUACACGUAUCGCUACCUGAUCAAUAGCUAUGACUUUCUAAACUCUUCUUUUGCCAUUAACUCAAAGCACCAUCCUGGAAGUGCAGGUGACUCCGUCACCUACCCAUACCUCAUCAACCAUCCCGGGAAAUGCAGUGUUGGAGUAGGUGGAGGUAGCAAUGCUCUAGAACAAGGAGACAUCUUCCUGCUGCUGUUCGUCAAAUCAUCUCCAGAAAACUGGGAGCGCCGUCAAGCUAUCAGAGACACGUGGGGCAAUGAGACCUAUACUCGGUCACACCUGCAAGUGAACGUCAGGGUGGUCUUUGUCCUUGGUGUACACCCAGAUGUCAAGCAAAGACCCAAGGUACAAAGCGCACUGCUUCAGGAGGACAAGGACUAUGGAGACCUGAUCCAACAGGACUUCUUGGAUACCUUCCACAACUUGACAGCCAAGCUGAUCCUGCAGUUCCACUGGGCUCACCAGUACUGUUCUCAGGCUCACUUUGUCAUGUCUGCCGAUGAUGAUGUCUUCGUCCACAUAUCCAACUUGGUGAAGUACCUGCAGCAGCUCCAGAGCAGCCAGAAGGGGGUUAAAGACCUGUGGGUGGGCCACGUGCACCGAGGCGCACCUCCCGUUCGACGUAAGGACAGCAAGUAUCAUGUUCCCUAUCAGCUGUACCCCUGGCCUUCUUACCCAGACUACACUGCUGGUGCGGGGUACGUGGUCUCUGGGGAUGUGGCUGCAAAGAUCUACCACGCAACUCUGGCGUUCAACUCCUCCAUGUACAUUGAUGAUGUUUUCAUGGGAAUCUGUGCCAAAGCCAUGGGGGUCUCUCCUCAGGAGAAUGUGUACUUUUCAGGGGAGGCCAAAGCACCGUACCACCCCUGCAUCUAUAAACACAUGAUCACAUCCCACGGACAUGCUACAGACGUGCGUUCGCUUUGGCUGGCAGCAACAGACCCUUCAGUGCAGGAGCAGUCCAGUGGAUUUAUGGGAAAUGUUUACUGUACAGCAGUGAGAGUGAUGCUGCUGUGUCUGCCUCAUUACCAGAGUACAUACUCCUGUAUGGCUGCAUUCACAUAAAUGACAACAUGAGGACUAGGCUAAGUCAUGCUAAUGUCUCAAACAGAUGACAGUACCUCAAACACUGCCAGAUUCUUCUUUUAUUUUUCACUGUUUGUACGAUGUAUUUGCAGUCUUGUAAUGAAAUUAAAGGUGUUCAAUCAA
Molecule: messenger RNA, 3479 nt
Organism: Sphaeramia orbicularis (orbiculate cardinalfish)
Lineage: Eukaryota; Metazoa; Chordata; Actinopteri; Kurtiformes; Apogonidae
Gene: b3gnt5a
Product: UDP-GlcNAc:betaGal beta-1,3-N-acetylglucosaminyltransferase 5a
Exons: 2
Coding region: 2145-3335 (396 amino acids)
Biological process (GO): protein O-linked glycosylation
Cellular component (GO): Golgi membrane
Molecular function (GO): N-acetyllactosaminide beta-1,3-N-acetylglucosaminyltransferase activity
Source: RefSeq, a predicted model, not a curated record